GCAAAAGUCAAAACCAGCACUUCAAAAACCAAAUGUAACGGCUAGGCAUCGACUACUCCAAUUUGUUUCCCUAAAAACUUUCCUGACGACACCCAAAGUCCAGUUCCUCUUCCACCAUCUCUCUGAAAUCGGAAACCUCAAUUAGUUCUUGUUAUCUUCCGUGGCUUUGGGAUUCUUCAGGAUACGCAGUCAAUUUUCUGGGGUCUUCAAUAUUAUGGAGAUUUCGCCAGAAACGGACCAUUACAUUCGAGAAUCUAUAGAGCAUUCCCUGGGUCUCCCAGUGUCGACCCAAACUCUUCAAUCGAAGCUCCAAGCCUCCCAACAAUCACUCACCCUGCUCCGCAAUCAGUGCAUUUCGUUGCAAUCCAAACUCAAAGAAAAAGAUUGCAUCAUUGAACGCGCUAGGGCCGAGGCGAGUUUGAAUGCGGUAGGGCUGAAGAAGUUCGUGGAGGAGAAUCAGAAACUGGCUAUAGAGUGCUCGAAUUUGUUGGAACAGUGCAAGAGAUGGGAGAGGGAGUGCUCGUUAUAUGAUUGUGAUCGGGAGGCUUUGAUGGAUUUUGGGAAUGAGGCGGACCAGAGAGCCAAGGACGCAGAGUUACGUGUGAAGGAGUUAGAGAAGGAGGUAGAGAAGUUGGAGGAGGAAUUGCAGUUCUACAAGUUGGAAUCCCAACUGAUUGGUACUUCCAGAGAAGAAGCGUGUACCGGAAAAGGUUUGCUGGAGUCUUUGCUGUUAAGCACAAUGAGCCGAGAUGAAGUUCAAUCAAAAGCGCUUGCUUUUCUAGAGGCAAAUACGGAUGUUGAGGUUUGCCAAAUAUUGCUAAAGAGGUGGAAAAGAUUGAAUCCAUCAACACACCAUACGCUUGCAUUGGCAGCUGAAGUCCGAACAUUGCUGACAGAUAAGGAACACUUAUUAAUCAACCUUCAUAGAGCCGAAGAGGAGGUGAAACUUUUGGCUGAAGAAAAUAAUAUGCUGGAUGAAGAGAACAAGAGGCUAGUGCAACAGUAUCAGAAGGAGAAGCGUAAAUCUAGUUCUGAUGGAAAGAACACAAGUAGUACUUCUGCGAAGGGAAACAAAAGAAAAUCGUGUGCCAAGAUCAGCAGUCCAGUUGACAGAAAGAUUGACUUCAAUAGUGUUGUUGACUCGUCUAGGCUGCCCUUAUCACCUCUAAGAGAGAACUCGCCCGAGUGUAGAGCUUACAAGAAGUAGCAGAAAUUUGGUGAAUUUAAAAAACUCUAGCAUUUCCCCAACUCUUUGUGUAUCAAAAAUUAGUGUUUUCUGCUCAUCUUAAGUGUAAGUAAUUCAUGCUAGUUUUGACCGUCUAUAGCAAGUUAGGUUCACUUCAUUUACUUUUGUUUAGCCGAAGCGAAUCAAACAUGUUAUUUUAUUUCCUUCUUUUCAUUAUCCUUAUUUUUAUCCAAAGGGAAUUCCGUCCAAGAAUAACAAUUGUGCAUGUAUGCAACACAAUUUUUUUAAAAUGACUAUAGGGUUGUUACCCUAUGACUUCUUUC
This is a messenger RNA of Cuscuta epithymum, 1509 nucleotides long. NCBI's taxonomy places the organism in Eukaryota, Viridiplantae, Streptophyta, Magnoliopsida, Solanales, Convolvulaceae. The record is from the annotation of a GenBank genome assembly.